Drosophila navojoa is the source of this 893-nucleotide messenger RNA. Its product is annotated as COMM domain-containing protein 2. NCBI's taxonomy places the organism in Eukaryota, Metazoa, Arthropoda, Insecta, Diptera, Drosophilidae. The record is from RefSeq and is a predicted model, not a curated record.
AAUUUCUGAAAGUAUCAAUUGCAAUUCAGCAAUGAACAGCAUACCAUUGAGCAAAAUAAUCCGAUGAAAUCAGAUUUGUUUACAUUCUGUAUGUAAAAUAAUUGUUUUAUUUUGAAAGAAAAAACACAAAAUGUCCUCAGUACGAUUAAGCCAAGUGGAACGCGAUCAUUUGGCGUUACUACAACGUCCGGCCAGUGAAGUCCUAGAACUAUGUAAGUCGGCAUUCGACUACCUGGUGAACGGGCCCAACUUAGAGCGCUAUGACAUGUUGGCCAAGAAAUAUGCAGGUGAUGUGAAUAGUGAAGCGGUGCAGCGAGCAGUGGAAGCCUUAAUAUCACUGUUAAUCCAUGUAACCACCAAGUCCACACCUAAUGGUGAACAGGUUAAUAUGCGCAAUAUAUUCCCCGAUUUGAGUGACGAUGUGCUGGAGGUUCUUGAACAAUUUGUCACAAGUAAGAGAAAUUUCGUAGAGGGCUCGAUUAAAUCGGCCAAUAUUCGUGCCUACCGACUAGUCAACCUGGAUUGGCGUCUGGAGGUGCGCACUGCAUCUCGCUGCUUGUUGCAACAAUCAAAUAUAGUAAUAACAAUGAAGCUAUAUCUGCAUACUGAGCCGAAAAACGAAAAUCGCGAACUGCUCGAAAUAGAUACGUCCGAACGUAGCGAGAAUGAGCUAAAAGCAAUGCAUGAGGAUGAGCGACGGCACCGUAAGGAUCUUAUAGUGCAAACGGAUGUCAGCAGUCUGGUGUACCUAAUCAAAACCCUCGAGGAUGCCUUGGCGGAGUCGAAGACGCGUCGCAUCAAAAACAUUGUCAAUGCCAUACACUAAAGGAAUAUAUGUAUAUGUAUAUAAUUUUAAUUGUUAAGUCAAUAUAUUAAACAUAUUUUAAGCUGGA